This is a messenger RNA of Trichoderma harzianum CBS 226.95, 585 nucleotides long. RefSeq lists its product as hypothetical. The record is from RefSeq and is a predicted model, not a curated record. The transcript has a single exon. NCBI's taxonomy places the organism in Eukaryota, Fungi, Ascomycota, Sordariomycetes, Hypocreales, Hypocreaceae. The coding region runs from base 1 to 585 and encodes 194 amino acids.
AUGGCUGGCUUGGUCAUUGCUCAUCCCUCAACAGCCACCGUCUUUCCCAUUGACCCUGCUCGCCCUUCAGCUCCGCAACAAAUCAACGGGUCCGCUUCACGAUACUCUCCGUUCAAAGUAUGUAUUCAGACGAGCACGACGGCGGCGGCGGUUGUAAGACUACGCACCGUGACCGUGCACGAGACGACCAACCAACCGACCAAGCCGCCUCAGCCAAUUCUCCCAGCAACGCGGCUGUGGCAGGUUCCGUCCUACAGGGCUCCCCUACUUGGCCCUGUGCUUGUGCGCCUUUCCCUACCAGAUCAUGUCAGGACCACGGCACCUUACAUGGCAUCUUGCCUCGCCGCACUUAUGCGCAUCAUACCUGCUUUGCAGCUGAUAUCUCCCGCUGUACGGUGUACGAGUAAGCCAGAUCUCUCUCAUGCCAGCUAUUUUGUCUGCUCUGUGCGCGGCGCCGUGCAGUGCAAGGCCCUGUGCCCUUUGUCUAGACUGCAGCCCCCUCGACUGAAAACCACGGCGACCUUUUGUGGCAUAGACGGGGGCAGCGCACCAGCCUCCGGGCCGCUUUUUGCUGCAGAUCACUAG